AUGUCUCCCGACCUUGAGUCAAUUUUUGCCGAGUUGGGAUUGUCCCAGUAUCUUGGUGCAUUCGUUGAGCAAGGUUUCGAUGAGUGGGAUAUCAUUCUUGACAUCCAGGAGUCAGAUCUGCCAACCAGCGAAGAUGCAAAAUCGGAUAGUGUGCAGCCUGAGCCCACUCGGAUGGAACUACCACCCGAAGGACAAGGUGUUGCCAAACGAAAGUAUCGGCGUCACCCUAAGCCUGACGAGAAUGCCCCUGAGAGACCCCCGUCAGCAUAUGUAUUGUUUUCCAACAAAAUUGCAAAACUCGUCGGAGAGAAUUGGCAAAACCUGAAUGCAAGUGAAAAGGAGGCAUACGAAAGCCAAGCAAAUGCCGAUAAGGAGAAGUACCACCGUGACUUGAUGGAAUAUAAGAAAACGGCCGAUUAUCGGAAGUAUAUGCAAUACCUCCACGAGUUCAAAGAGAAGCAGGCCAAACGCACCCAAGUAAAACUGACAUCCCGCCGUUGGCUAGCCGAUGUCUCCAAGAGGACAAAAUUGGAUCCCGUUCGAUUACGACACAGCAGCAGUAGCAGCAGCACCAUGACACCGGGAGGCAAUACUUCGAGCGGCAGUGGUAGUGAGAGGUUGCAGGGGAGCGAGCCACCACCUUGUCGGCGAGAAAGGUUGAAUUCGAUUGCAUCGAUAGCUGAAUCGCAGCACUCGUCGACUACGCCAACUCUGUUAUCCCAGGCAAACUCGAACGACGAGACCAUGUCAUCACCCCAGGCCGCCUAUUUCGAUACUGGAAGUCCACGGGAACUCCAUUACCAAGCUCCUAAACGCCAGCAGUCCUGGCGAGAAGGAAGUCGAGGGGUAGAAGUUUCACAUCAGCAUCUACCCUCGUUGUCCAACAUGCUCGAAGAUGGAAGGCAAGGGAUGCCAAUUGCAUCCGGGUCGGAAGGUAACCCCUAUUCGAGUGGUUUUGUUGCCGCGAACCACCCUAGGUCGGUACCCGAAGUCCCCAACGUGCUUCCGUCCGCGCCGCCCAAGCCCCCCCUGCUCCGGCACGAACCGUCUUCCAGCAGCAGUAUUGGUUCAGUGAGUCCAGCAGGGGCCUUUGCACGGACUCCCGGCGAAGGACCGCUCCCAAUCCACGCUCUUCUUUCCCACCACCAGACGCUGCCGACACCAGUUGUUGCUGCCAAUGCGGCCAUGUUCGAACGGGGUUCUCCUGUUUCCGGGUUAGGUACUGGUACGACGACCCCGAGCCCAACAGACCCUGUGCCGCUCGCAAGGCCAUAUUUUGGCCACGGCGUUGUGCCCAGGGGAUAUGGCUCUCAACCAUUGCCACCCACUGGCCCUUCAGCCAGGAACGACGAAUACAUGGUGGACAGCGAUUUGCCAAUGACGCCGGCACCUGAUCUGAUGGCCCCAAUGGAGGAUCGGUCCUUCAAGACUCGUCUCGAUGGCAUGAGCGUCUUGCUAAGAGCUGGUGAGCUUGUCGAAAAGCACGAACGACACGAACGACGAUGA
This is a messenger RNA of Fusarium tjaetaba, 1506 nucleotides long. RefSeq lists its product as uncharacterized. The transcript has 6 exons. Gene Ontology annotation, biological process: regulation of gene expression. Gene Ontology annotation, cellular component: nucleus. The coding region runs from base 1 to 1506 and encodes 501 amino acids. Lineage: Eukaryota; Fungi; Ascomycota; Sordariomycetes; Hypocreales; Nectriaceae. The record is from RefSeq and is a predicted model, not a curated record.